This is a messenger RNA of Mustela erminea (ermine), 2015 nucleotides long. RefSeq lists its product as uncharacterized. The record is from RefSeq and is a predicted model, not a curated record. Bases 1 to 891 code for a protein of 296 amino acids. NCBI's taxonomy places the organism in Eukaryota, Metazoa, Chordata, Mammalia, Carnivora, Mustelidae. The transcript has 4 exons.
AUGCAGGACCUAAGGAUUCAGAGACAAACGCGUUUCAGCUGGGACCAUCCCUGCGGCACCACAUCUGUGCCUCUGACCCAGGGGGACUCACCUUCUGAGGCCUCAGACUGGCUCUUCUGUAGACUCGGAAGCCCAGGUGCAGUGAAAAUGGGGAAGGCCCGCUAUGUGCCUGUACUAAGCGCUGCAGAUCCACCAGGGAACAAACUCGUCAGAGGUCCCCGACCUUGUGGAGCUCUAGAUGCACCAGGGAACAAACUCGUCAGAGUGCCGCGAGCCCUCAGAGGCGCGAACCCACGAACCCCGCCCUCCCCUGCAGCCCGUAUCCGCUCCGCCUUCCCGUACUCGACUCCCACAACCCGACGGUCGCGGUGGAUAACAACAACCGGCGCGACGGCGCACCGCUCUCGGGUCAGCGGAGCACUUCCGCUCCUGUCGCCCCGCAGCCCGAGGUCGGAGCGCGGCGCACGCGCACGGAGACGGGGCGAGGGGGCCGGGUCCGCACUGUCUAUGGGCAAGAUGGGCCGUGUCGCGGACAGUGAUUCUGUCGGGGUUCUUCUGCGGCGCGACGCGGCGACCAGAGCGUGCGAACAUUUUCCGCGACGAGUCGCACAUUCAGGCGAGGGACGGGCUGGGGCGGGGCGGGAAUGGGCUUCCGGGCGGCGAGACGCCUGCGGAGGGGUUCAGCGGCUCCAGUCCCGCCGCCUCGGAGGCCGAGGCGCUGUGUCCCGCGCCGUUCUGCUGCGCACCGGCCACCCCGCAAAGCCACGCUCUCCGCUUCCUUCAGCUCGUCGGAAUAAGAAACGGGUUGAACUGAGGUUCCCCGUGGUUUGGGGGAUUCCUAGCCCGGAUCUACAGCGCAGAGUUCUGGGAAGUGACGGCCCAAGCCUUUAGGAUCCCAGGGAAAGAGCCCGCUUUCCCUGAGGCGCGUGAGUGGUACUGCUGCCCACUGUGAAUGCAUUCCGUGUGCGUUUGUAAGUGACGGCCAGGCUUGGAGACGCCGCCUGUUUCUUUCUAGAGAAGAGACCUGCUGUCCUUCUUUUCGGCCAUCAUCGUCGGGAAGCAGGAGAGGUUUAGCCGAGUUGGUAUGCUAGUGUCCCGAGGACAGCUGAGAAAUCCCCAGCUGCCGAAGUCUCUGGUGCUGGGCCCUGGUCAGAGUCUCCCGGAUCCUCGUAAGACACGGGCAGGUGCUCGCACAGAAAGACUAUGCCGAGCAGUUGGCGUGGGGCCUGGGGAAGGACACGUGUGUGUUACUCAGGCAACGGUAGCAUUUCUAGUGUGACUUUGCCAUUUCAGACUCGAGAAGCGUGCAAGGUGUUCUUCCGGUCCAUCCUCUGCCCGGUAUUUUUGGGUAUAUCAGUCCAUAGGUGAGAAGGCUUGUCUGCAGCACUUUCUGGCCCCUUGGGUCACAGCGGAGGACCACCUGCCUAAAGGGCUGUUGUGACUGACCUAGGGCGCAUCUUAGAGCCCCAAGCCCAGGAUUGAGCCCACAUUGGGCUCCUGGUUUGCUCUGGUGGUUUACGCCCUCUCGCACACACUCGGUAGCACGUUGGUGCCGUUGCUGUACCUUCCCAUAGCAUGGGCUUCCCCUUUGCUGCCUUCUUGCACAAUCGUGCCCGUGCCCGGUUCCAUCCUUACCCAGGGUCACCACUCAUACUCACCUGAAAGCAUUUUUUCCCGUCGGCCACUAGACUUCUAAUGAAGUGAAAAUUAAUUGUAGAGGAUAAACCCAGGAGACCCGGAUUGCUCGAGGCCCGUACAUUCCCCAGAAAAUCCUGUUGCCGGAGCACUGGUCGUUGUCUGGCUCCUGGGAGACCACUGCUAAGCCCCUGUCACAUUCUGCCUAGUGAGACUGUAGUCUGAGCAUCGCUGUUCCAGUGUGGCCCGAGAGCGUCUGCAGACAGUGUGACUCAGGGUGAAGGUCUGGGUUUGCCUGCGUGAGGCCCUGGGCCAUGCUGUAUUAGUUUGGCCUCUGGAGGGCGGUAGCCUGAGUAGCUACUGUCAGUCACAGGGAUGCC